Molecule: messenger RNA, 1438 nt
Organism: Pongo pygmaeus (Bornean orangutan)
Lineage: Eukaryota; Metazoa; Chordata; Mammalia; Primates; Hominidae
Exons: 4
Coding region: 421-1074 (217 amino acids)
Source: RefSeq, a predicted model, not a curated record
GUCCCUCAGCUGCAGUCCUUGUGGGGUACGCACAGUCUAGAGUCAAUCAGGCCCCCGCAGCUUUGUGCUCUCUGUGGCUGACUCUCUGUAAGUAGUAAUCCACUUCAUGUAACUGGUUGUGCAUGAGUGUUGUGUCUCACUACAUUUGGGUAAGUUGGGGACCAGUGCACAGCAAAGCUUCUUGGCAAAAUUGGUGCAGUGAGAAGGUUGGAUUCGAGAGAACCAUGGCUUAUUGGUGAAGCUGGAGGAACAAUACUCUCCAGUACCUGGCCCAGGACAGAGACAUCAGCCUGGGGAUGCAAGGCCUGGACAUGCAGAUUGAUGUUUAAUGAGGAGGGAGGAUAAAUGAGCCGUGGUGAGAGGCAGCAUUUGAUGUGGCAGUGAGACAGUGGAAGCAGCGGAGAAGGAAGACAGCAAGAGAUGGCCUUUUGUGAGAAGAUGGACAUAGCGAUCAGCAAUGGGCAACACAACUAUUGGAGAAAUGGCCAGAGAGCGACAGUGAGAGAGGGCAGUGGAGCUGAGCAGAUAAGUAAGUGGCCACAGAGCCACUGCUUCAUGCAGGCCAGCCGCUCUGUUCACCAGUUCGCCCGUGGAAAUUCAACACACCCAAGCUGGGGAGCCUGGAGAGAUCUUCAUGCAGGCCCCACGUUAGAGACUGGCACCAUUUUCGCUCCUGCACACCUCUCCUGUGACUUUUUCACCUCCAGUUCUGACUGUUGUUGCGGCCUUGAUGCUAAAGUGUUUCGUCUUAGAGGAUCCGAUGGAGAUGCUGUGAUGACCCAGCCUCCACUCUCCCUGCCCAUCAUCCCUGGAGAGCCGGCAUCCAUGUCAUGCAGGUCCAGUCACAGCCCCCUUCACAGUAAUGGAUACACCUAUUUGAAUUGGGACCUACAGAAGCCAGGCCAGCCUCCACAGCUCCCAGUUUAUUUGGUUUCCAACUGGGACCCUGGAGUCCCAGACACAUUCAGUGGAGGGAGUCGCGGACAGAUUUCACGCUUAAAAUCAGCAGGGUGGAGGCUGAGGAUGUUGGGGUUUAUUAUUACCAGCAAAAUACAUUCUUUAGAUUUGGUUUAGCAGUUUCUAGAGUACUUGUACAUUGAUAAGGUUUGGUGAUAUUAAAACACUCUUUCCCUCCCCUCCUUCACCUCCCCCCACCACUUUUCAUAAGGCAGACCGCUAACCAGGACAGCACCAGGCACUGUAUUUUUUCCUACUUUUAUCAGGAAGAACCCAAAUAAAAAUCUUCACAGUCUAGAUUUUUAAAUUACUAGAUAUGUUGUGGCAAAUGUAUACAAAAAUAAAGACCUAGUGCCAAAAGUCUUUGCACAGUCUCAGCCACAGCAUAUUGAAGUAAAAAAGUAGUUUUCUGAACUCUAAGGCUGGGUUUCAACAAUAAGGACCAAAUUUGAAAGAAUAAAGAAACAUAUGUAUGCCAUCU